UACUCUCCAUUCGUUGGUUUAUUUAACCCAUUUGUGUGUCGAGCACUUGGAGGCCAGUAGUGGUGUAAUUGUCAAUAUAUCCAGUGGUGCGGCCUUUCAAGCGAUGCACGGACUCUACCCGCACUCUAUGGCCAAAUGUGCUUUUGAUAUGUUUACCAGAUGUAUGGCCGUUGAGUUAGGCCCAAAAGGCAUUCGUGUCAACUCGGUCAAUCACGGAGCGGUUAUUGACUAUCAGUUUAUGACAAACGGUUCGCGUAAACGGAAGCAUACGUUAGAGGCGGACGCAGUGGCCGAGUGUUACGGACGCCAAUACCCAGUGGGCCGACCCGGCACUGGCGACGAUGUGGCCAAUUCAGUAUUAUACAUGGCGAGCAGUAACUCAUCGUUUGUGACCGGGCUCAAUUUUAUUGUUGAUGGCGGCCAUUUGGCGGCCGGUGUACCACAAGUAGUCAAAGUUCUUACAAAUUAA
Molecule: messenger RNA, 469 nt
Organism: Medioppia subpectinata
Lineage: Eukaryota; Metazoa; Arthropoda; Arachnida; Sarcoptiformes; Oppiidae
Source: the annotation of a GenBank genome assembly